CAGGGCAACAUGAACCGCAAGGUAUUGCUGCUGGCGCUGGCGGCGCUUGUAGCGGUCGCCGCGGCCGAGGAGCAGAAGGCGGUGGAGGCGGAGAAGAAGGAGGAGAAGGUGGAGGCGGCGGCCACCGAGGACAAGAAGCAGGAGAAGCGCGGCCUGCACGACCUGGGCUACGGCGGCGGCUACGGCGGCGGCUACGAGCUCGGCGGCAGCUACUCCCACAUCGAGCGCGGCGACUACGAGCACCACCCCGUGCACCAUGAGCACGUCAAGACCGUCACCGUCCACAAGGAGAUUCCCGUCCCAUACCCCGUGACCAUCGAGAAGAAGGUCCCGUACGAGGUCAAGGUGCCCGUCGACAGGCCGUACCACGUGUCCGUCCCCAAGCCCUACCCCGUCACCGUUGAGAAGCCCGUGCCCUACGAGGUCAAGGUCCCCGUGCCCCAGCCCUACCACGUCACCGUCGAGAAGCACGUCCCCUACCCCGUCAAGGUCCCCGUCGACAGGCCGUACCACGUGCCCGUCCCCAAGCCCUACACCGUCGUCGUCGAGAAGAAGGUCCCCUACACCGUGGAGAAGAAGGUCCCCUACGAAGUCAAGGUCCCCAUCGACAAGCCCUACCCCGUGCACGUGCCCGUCGAGAGGCACGUCCCCUACACCGUGGAGAAGAAGGUCCCCUAUGAAGUCAAGGUCCCCGUCGACAGGCCAUACACUGUCCACGUGCCCAAGCCCUACCCCGUCGUCGUCGAGAAGAAGGUCCCCUACACCGUAGAGAAGAAGGUCCCCUACGAAGUCAAGGUCCCCGUCAAGGUGCCCGUGCCCCAGCCCUACCCCGUGGAGGUCGUCAAGCACGUGCCCUACCCCGUGUACCACAAGGAGGAGCACCACGAGUACGGCCACGAGGAGAGCCACGGCCACUACUAGGCCUCUGCAGAGCGGCCUGCAGCGCAGGGAGUGCAGGCUUCGACGGGCACCCGACGCUCCAGCUCACAGGGGCGCCACCUUCUGCCCCGCGGACUGCCAGCGCCGGGCGCCCUGCUAGGGGCGGCCCUCCAGGGCACCGCCCUCCAGGGCAACGCCCCCAGCCCUUCAACUUGUGAUCCUCGUUACCUUCACGUGUCAUCCCCCCUCCUUCCCUCUACCUUCAUCGCCCUCGCCCUGCGUCAUGUCAUCACCUUCUUCACCUCAUCCCCCAUCUCUCUCAUCCCCCUCUUCAUCCAAAUGAGUAAUAUUUAAGUGGAUAAUAUAUAAAUGUAAGUAAAAUAAACGACUGAAACCUCCACAUGAACCAA
Messenger RNA from Thrips palmi, 1289 nucleotides. Its product is annotated as repetitive proline-rich cell wall protein 2-like. The record is from RefSeq and is a predicted model, not a curated record. The coding region runs from base 10 to 921 and encodes 303 amino acids. Lineage: Eukaryota; Metazoa; Arthropoda; Insecta; Thysanoptera; Thripidae. The transcript is spliced from 2 exons.